This is a messenger RNA of Platichthys flesus (European flounder), 3322 nucleotides long. RefSeq names its product intraflagellar transport 88 homolog (gene ift88). The record is from RefSeq and is a predicted model, not a curated record. The transcript is spliced from 25 exons. Lineage: Eukaryota; Metazoa; Chordata; Actinopteri; Pleuronectiformes; Pleuronectidae. Gene Ontology annotation, cellular component: non-motile cilium; centriole; ciliary base. Gene Ontology annotation, molecular function: kinesin binding. The coding region runs from base 106 to 2631 and encodes 841 amino acids. Gene Ontology annotation, biological process: kidney development; non-motile cilium assembly; intraciliary transport.
ACGACAACAAACGGACUUUUUGCUGCUACUCGGCGAUGCUAAGCGUUUUAUUUCCACAUUUAUAGACUUGUCCUCCCCGCACCUCUCAGGAGGAGAAGAGGAGACAUGGAGAACGUGCACCUGGCUCUGGAGGAGGAGGACCUUUACUCCGGCUACAACGACUACAAUCCAACAUUUGACUCCGAGGAGCUGGAGAAUGAUGCAGGCUUCCAGCAAGCAGUGAGAACCAGUCAUGGAAGAAGACCCCCGAUGACUGCCAAAUUUCCCGGCACUGCCAUUGGAGCUCGGCCUUUAGCGACUUCAUUUGGAUCUCGUAUCCCUAUGACAUCUUCAAUGGGCAGACCUGUGACUGGAGCUGUGCAGGACGGAGCCGCCCGACCAAUGACUGCUGUAAGAGCCGCAGGCUACACCUCCUCCAUGACUCGUGGCUCAAAUUUUGACCCUCUGGGACAGUCCAGAGGCCCCGCCCCUUCUCUAGAGGCCAAGAAUGAGGAUACGCCUGAGGAGAAGAUCAAGAUCCUGGAGAAGAAAGUGAAUGACUUGAUAGAGGAGAGCUGCAUGGCACAGAGCAUUGGAGCCUUGCAACUGUCUCUUGAAAAAGGCAAGGAGGCAGGGAGGAAGGAGAGAGCACUGGUGAGACAGAGGGAACAGACCGGAAAUGCUGAACACAUCAAUCUAGACCUCACCUACUCGGUUUUGCUCAACCUUGCCAACCAGUAUGAGAACAAUGAAAUGUACCCCGAGGCCCUAAACAGCUACCAGGUCAUUGUGAAGAACAAGAUGUUCAAUAAUGCAGGCCGACUCAAGGUCAACAUGGCCAACAUCUACUUCAAACAGAAAAACUACCCCAAAGCCAUCAAAUUCUAUCGAAUGGCGCUUGAUCAGAUCUCCAACGCUCACAAAGAAAUGAGGAUCAAGAUCAUGCAGAACAUCGGCGUGGUCUUUGUUCGCAUGGGUCAGUACUCGGAUGCCAUCACAUCUUUCGAACACAUCAUGAGUGAGAGCCCCAACAUUAAGACAGGCUUCAACCUCAUCCUGUGCUACUACGCCAUCGGUGACAGGGAGAGGAUGAAGAAGGCCUUUCAGAAGCUCAUUUCAGUCCCUCUGGGCAUCGAUGAUGAAGACAAAUACAUCGCAUCUAAUGAUGACACCAGUUCCAAUAUGGUCGCCGAGGCCAUUAAGAAUGACAAGCUUCACCAGAUGGAGAGAGAUCUAAAAGUCCUGGCUGAGAAAUACAUCAUGACUGCAGCCAAACUAAUAGCUCCGACUAUUGAGACUACCUUUGCCACUGGAUUUGACUGGUGUGUGGACAUGGUGAAAAGUUCUCAGUACGUCGAGCUAGCAAACGAUCUUGAGAUCAACAAAGCCAUCACCUAUCUCAGACAAAAGGACUUCAACCAGGCAGUUGAAACCCUGAAAACGUUUGAGAAGAAGGACAGCAGAGUGAAGAGCGCUGCCGCCACCAACCUUUCUUUCCUGCACUUCCUGGAGAAGGAAUAUGAGCAGGCUGAGCGCUACGCUGACCUCGCCAUGAACGCCGAUCGCUACAAUCCAGCAGCACUGAUCAACAAGGGCAACACUCUGUUCGUCAAACAGGACUAUGAGAAGGCUGCAGAGUUCUACAAAGAAGCGCUGAGGAAUGACUCCUCCUGCACCGAGGCCCUCUACAACCUGGGUCUAUCCUAUAAAAAACUGAAUCGACUGGAGGAGGCCCUGGACUGCUUCCUGAAGCUCCAUGCCAUUCUGAGGAACAGUGCCCAGGUCAUGUACCAACUGGCUCAUCUCUAUGAGCUUCUGGAGGAUUCCCAACAGGCCAUUGAGUGGUUGAUGCAGGUCAUCAGUGUAACUCCCACAGACCCACAGGCAUUGGCCAAGCUGGGGGAGCUGCACGAUAGCGAUGGGGACAAGUCCCAGGCCUUCCAGUACUAUUAUGAGUCUUUCAGAUACUUCCCCUCCAACAUCGAUGUGAUUGAGUGGCUCGGAGCGUAUUACAUCGAGACUCAGUUUUGUGAAAAAGCUAUUCAGUACUUUGAAAGAGCCACACUCAUUCAACCAACACAGGUGAAGUGGCAGCUCAUGGUGGCAAGCUGCUACAGAAGAAGUGGAAACUACCAAAAAGCUCUGGAAACAUAUAAAGACAUCCACCACAAGUUUCCAGAAAAUGUGGAAUGUCUGCGUUUCCUGGUGAGGCUGUGCACGGACAUGGGACUGAAUGAAGUCCAAGAAUACGCCACCAAGCUGAAGAAGGUGGAGAAGAUGAAGGAGAUGAGAGAACAGAGAGUGAAGUCUGGUAGAGAGGGAAGCGCCCGAGGUCGGAGAGAAGGCAGAGAGGGCAGCGGUGGGAGUGCCGUUGCCCAGGCUGAGUCUAAACAACUCAGUCCACUGUUGGACUCGGGGAAAGACAGCAGCCACAGCAGCAACAGCACUAAGGGAGAGCGGCUGAGCGCCAGGAUGAGGUCACUUCCUGCCUCCAACGAGCCCUACGAGGCCAACAGCCCAAAAGAACUGGAUGCGUCCUACGUGGAUCCCCUGGGGCCUCAGAUGGAGAGGCCGAAGACGGGGGCCAAGAAGCGGGUGGAGGAUGACGACUUCGCGGAUGAAGAGCUGGGAGACGACCUGCUGCCCGAGUAGCUGCAUAAUGUUUUUUACAUUUUUCGACUUUCACAUGGUAAACACUUUACUUUUCAUGGUUAUGGUCCAAAUGAAUGUUUACAUCAGCCGUGCAGAAGUCUGAUGUCUUCACCCGUGUCACAUUCGGAAAGGUAAAUAUUUAUACAUGUGUAUUUAGCAGAGGAAUACUUACACUUAUAAUGUAUCAAGACUUAUAUACAUGGACUGAUUGCAAAAUGUUGCGGCUCAGUAUUUUGCACAGCUUUGUUGUUGCUUUUUCCACCAGCACAAUGAAACUGACAUUUGACCACAACAGUAACGCUUAACUUAAAUUUGAACCUGUUUACAUGAAUUAUGUUGAGAUAUUCUUGGACGUCUUGUUCCAGCCCAUGAGUAAAUGUGUUGCGCAGGUUACUCAGUGUGGAUUUGAACUUUUUCCUUGUAAACCCAGUGCUGGAGCCAAACAAUGACAGACAUGACAUUUUUUUUCUGACAGCGCUGUAUGUUUACAUGUGUGACCCUGGGAACUCUCUGGAGAAUCCACCAGCACAACACAUUCACCAGACUCAUGUAAUAAAUCCAUUACAUGAGUUUACUGUUGUAAUUUGUACCAAAAUGUUUAUUUGUAGUAUAAUAUUUAUAUUUUCUUGUUUGUUCAUUCAUUGUUUGCUAAGUAUACAAUUAAAAGAGACAAUAUUUAUGUAACAUUUAA